Neopelma chrysocephalum (saffron-crested tyrant-manakin) is the source of this 2932-nucleotide messenger RNA. It is a transcript of the gene METTL4, whose product is annotated as methyltransferase like 4. The record is from RefSeq and is a predicted model, not a curated record. Gene Ontology annotation, cellular component: nucleus; cytosol; RNA N6-methyladenosine methyltransferase complex. The transcript has 9 exons. NCBI's taxonomy places the organism in Eukaryota, Metazoa, Chordata, Aves, Passeriformes, Pipridae. Gene Ontology annotation, molecular function: nucleic acid binding; RNA methyltransferase activity; site-specific DNA-methyltransferase (adenine-specific) activity. The coding region runs from base 320 to 1771 and encodes 483 amino acids.
GAAGGGCCAUGGCCGUACAGCACGAUGGCGGCGCCCACGGUGAGAGUGUGAGGUGCUGCCGUGCCAGGGCGAGCUCCGGGGCUUUUUUCCAGGCGCAGCGAGUUCUUCUGUGGAAAAACCUCAGCUUUCUGCCUUUGUGUGCCCCCGGGGGCGGGCAUCGGCGCCGGGCCUCAGCAGCGCUGGUGCCGCCGCUGCCUCUGUGCCUGUGUUACUGCUCCCGAGCGCUGUAUGUGUGGGAGGAGUUUACUCCAGGAAAUGUGUGUAGUUGAUAAAAGCUGCAGUUUCAGGAAGUUGAUUUUUCCUCCUGAAAAGGGAAGUUAUGAUGUCCGUGGUACAUCGUAUGACUGCGGGAUGGCUUGUGGAUCAUCUCUCUUUCAUCAACCAGUAUGGCUAUGAGAUCUGUGACUCCUUUUUAUGCCCUGGUGGUGUCACUCUCAAUACUUCUGUCACAUCUACUGAAGACUGUCAUGGUUCUUCUACCUUUGUUGCCACCUCCUCAUCAAGCAGUGGUCCUACUCAUAGCCCUGAGGAUGCCAUAGAAACAGAAGGUAAAACAGCAAAAAUGAGAUAUGUGUUUCGAGAGGAGUUCUUUGACAUUUCUAAGCCCCGUAUAGUUGCGCGUCCUGAGGAGCAGCUACGUCAGGGGUGCCCUGAGAUGAGUCUGACAGAAAUAAAGGUCAACAGUAACAGAGAGGAACGCCAGGAAGGAACAAAGAGUGGUGUUGAAGAUUCUGUUGCCAGUGCUAGGAAGAAACGUAAAAGGAAAUGUUUAUUCAACCAAGGUGAACUGGAUGCUUUGGAAUACCAUUCAAAGGUCAGGAAGCUGAUUUGGGAAGGCACUUUUCAUUUAGUCCAGGAAGGACUCAAAAGUGGUUUUCUUCACCAAAGGACGGCAGAACUCAGUUGCAGGAAGAAUAAUGUUCCUGUUGUCUGUGGGUUGGCUGAAUUAUGUGAAAUGGCAAAGCAGUUUCCAGCUGUGAAUGAAGGUGACCAUCGGGCUGUAUAUGUGCUAGAGGAUGAAACCUCCAGUCCAGAGCAGGACCUGCUUUCGUGUGUUGCAGAAAACACCUCAAACCAUGCAAAGAUAAUUGUGUUAAUGGGGCAGAAGUACUUGGUGCCACCAAAAAGCAGCUUCCUUUUGUCUGAUAUUUCAUGUUUACAGCCCCUGCUGAACUACAAGAAAAAAUAUGAUGUAAUUGUGAUUGAUCCACCAUGGGAGAACAAGUCUGUUAAAAGGAGCAACAGGUACAGCCACUUGUCUCCAUGGCAAAUCAAGCAGAUUCCUGUACCAACACUAGCUACUCCAAAUUGUCUUGUAGUCACAUGGGUGACUAAUAGACAGAAGCACUUACAUUUUGUUAAGGAUGAACUCUAUCCUCACUGGUCAGUGAAGACACUUGCUGAGUGGCACUGGGUAAAAAUUACUAGGGCUGGAGAAUUUGUAUUGCCUUUGGAUUCUUUGCACAAAAAGCCCUAUGAAGUUCUUGUACUGGGGAGAGUUCAAGGAGAUGUAAAGGAAGCCUUAAGGAAAUCUGAAGGUGUACUUCCAAUUCCAGAGCAUAAGUUAAUUGUCAGCAUACCCUGCACUCUGCAUUCACAUAAACCUCCUCUUACUGGAGCAAUCCAUGAUCUGAUCAGCUGGGGUCUCACACAGGCAGUAUGUGACAGGCAAACUUCCUACAAAGAGUCAGAACUUGGAUUGCACCAAAUAAACCAAGAAAAAGCAUUCCCUCUCAUACUUUGGUGUAUGCUGAUUGGAUGUGUAUGCUGAUAUGAUCUGCAGUGAUCAUACCUGAAGAGACUGAGUCAAGCAGCAUACUGUUGGAUUAAUGAGUUGUAUUUUUAAGUGGCAGAGAUUCAGAAAUCACUGGGAGAUCUAAUAAAAAAUCACCAAAAUAUCCUUUGGAAAUGUUUUCAUAACUUUUCUUCUUUUGUCUUCAGUAACAAAACCAAAAACUUAACAUAUAAUUUUUAGUAUAGAUAAGGUUUUUAAGAUUUUUUUGGUCUUUCUGCCUUCUCUGUGUUCUGUACUCCUUAAACCUUUGCUUUUGUCAUGCAUAUUUUUAUAUGCAGUAACUUUGUGAAACCUAGUUAAGGAUUUGUUUGAACCAGCCACAGACUAAAUGGCUCUGUAUGACAAGUAAAACAUUUAGCAAUAAACUCUUUGCGAUAAUACUUUUCAAGCAAAAUGCAAGGUCUUUUUCUGUCACUCCAAGAAUACCAUUCAUAAUCUGUGACAUUUACAUCAUUAAUGUUAAUGACAGGCAUCUAUUUAUUUGGAUUUAAGCAGUAAAAAUGCCCAACUGUAAAAGAAAUAUGAGAUUUAUGUUACUGAAUAAAAGAACAGAGUUAUAUAAAGAUCUCUUCUGUUGCCAAGUUGGUAUUGGAGAAAAAGUAGUGCUUGCAUUUUUAUAGCCCUUUAGUGCUAUGCUUGUUUAACUGGUGCCUCUUAUUUUACCUCUUAACAGUCAUCACAAAAAUGCUUUUAUCCCCUUUAAGGUGCAAAGGAAAAGAGUGUGAUCUUAAUAAGAAAAGGGGUUAUUUAUUUAUUUAUUUUUAGAAAUGUUACCCCUGUGUUAUAGGAGCUAAGUUAGUCUUUAGGAGCUGUUUGUUGAUAUUAGUAAAAAAUUCAGAACUCGUCUAUGUAGAGGCUGAAAUAAAUCCUCAUUCCUUUUCUCUAAAUGAAAACCAAUAAAUCAAGGCUAUUGAAGGCCUUGACAGUAUUGUUCAGAAUCUCAAGGGCACUUAUUUAAAAUUACUUUCUCACUAUAAAUAGUCCAGCUGUUUGAUGAAACCCCUGAAAUUAAUUUGCUGUCUCUCCCUUUUUUAAUGAAACAUUCAUUUUUUCAUCCACUAGCAUCACAGGGGAGGUUUUAUGUGUUCACUGUUGUUAUUUGUACCAUUGUCACUGUUGUUUUCUUUUUUUUUUUUC